This is a messenger RNA of Ailuropoda melanoleuca (giant panda), 367 nucleotides long. RefSeq names its product defensin beta 1 (gene DEFB1). The transcript is spliced from 2 exons. Bases 68 to 274 code for a protein of 68 amino acids. Gene Ontology annotation, molecular function: CCR6 chemokine receptor binding. Gene Ontology annotation, biological process: innate immune response in mucosa; defense response to Gram-positive bacterium; defense response to Gram-negative bacterium. Lineage: Eukaryota; Metazoa; Chordata; Mammalia; Carnivora; Ursidae. The record is from RefSeq and is a predicted model, not a curated record. Gene Ontology annotation, cellular component: extracellular region.
UCAGCUCGGCCUCCCGAGGAGCCUCUCUGCCUACACCGGGCAUCCCGGGCCCAGCCUGCCAGCCGCCAUGAGGAUUCUCUCCUUCCUGCUGAUUCUGGGCGUGCUCUUCUCCCACCUGGCCCCAGGUGCUGGCUACCUUACAGGUUUCGGCCAGAGGUCAGACCACUACGUCUGUGCCAGGAGAGGAGGCACCUGUAACUUUUCCCCGUGCCCGCUCUUCACCAGGGUGGACGGCACCUGUUACGGCGGGAAGGCCAAGUGCUGCAUGCGUUGACUCUGAGCCCGGUGCGAUGGAGAAAGGAUGGGGAAGUCCAAUGAAGUAUUUGUAACCACUGUUUUAAUAAAAGAAGAUCUUUUUUUAAGCAUA